AAGAGAGAAUCAAUUCAGAACUUUUUCAAACCCGUUGGUUCAAGCUCUCGGCCAUCAGAACAUGAUACUACUGUAGACAACGACAACGUUCAACCUAGCGAACAGAAUCACCCAAAUUGUACUGAUGGUGAUGCCCAAAUUGAUCAUGAUGUUUCCGUGCCAGAAGCUACGGAAGAAGAUACAAUUAUAACCACAAGUUAUGACCGAGAGCCCGGGCGACGUCUUCAAAUUUGGCAACUUCCUCCCGAUGAGCAUGAUGCUGCUAGGCGCUUUUAUAUAUCUAAAGGGGCUUAUCAACCAAUCUUAAAGCCAGAUGAGUAUGAAUUUACUGGGACAGGGGCUGGCCGUAGGCGAUUCCAAAGUGAUUGGUUCACGAAUCAUUGGUGGUUGGAGUAUUCACCUCUAAAAAAUUGUGCCUAUUGUUUGCCUUGUUUUCUCUUCUCAAAGAAGCCAAUUGGGAAGUGUGGUUCAGAUACAUUCACAGUGAGCGGAUUUGAUAAGUGGAAGAAAGUUAACAAUGGAAAAGAAUGUGCUUUCCUCAAGCAUAUGGGCACUACUCCCAGCUCGGCUCACAAUUUUGCAGUUCGGUGUUAUGAAAACUUGAGAAACAGACUUAAUCAUGUUGAUGAGGUGAUGAAAAAGCAAACUAAGAAGCGGGUUCUUGAUGCAAGACUAAGGCUAAAGACUUCCAUUGAUGCCAUGAGGUGGCUAAUGUUUCAAGCAUGUCCCUUCAGAGGAAAUGAUGAGUCUGAGGAUUCCAAGAACCAAGGUAAUUUCAAGGAAAUGAUUAAGCUUUUGGCGUCUUAUAACAAGGAUGUACAUGAAGUUGUACAGAAUGCUCCAAGAAAUGCAAAGUACACCUCAGCAACUAUUCAAAAGGAAAUUGCUAGCAUAUUUGCUGGAAAAGUGAAAACCUCAAUUAAAGAAGAACUUGGUAAUAGCAAAUUCUCUAUCUUGGUUGAUGAAUGUAGAGACGAGUCUAAAAAAGAGCAGAUGGCAGUAGUUCUUCGAUUUGCAAACAUAGAAGGGGUGAUAAGAGAACAUUUUCUUGAUCUUGUUCAUGUUAGAGACACUAGUGCUUUGACUCUCAAGAACACAAUUAUUGCCGUCCUAGUUGAUAAUGGGUUGAAUGUGCAAGAUAUUAGAGGCCAGGGAUAUGACGGGGCAAGCAACAUGAGGGGGGAGUGGAAUGGGCUGAAAGCUCUAAUUCUCAAAGAGUGCCCUUAUGCAUACUAUAUCCAUUGUCUUGCACAUCAACUCCAAUUGGCUCUUGUUGCUGCUUCAAGGGAGGUACAUGAGGUCCAUAAUUUUUUUCAGCAUGCAAAUUUCAUUGUAAAUACAGUUAGUGCAUCUCCCAAACGGAAUGAUGAACUGUUAGAAAAUCAGGCUGCUGAAAUUGCUAGUGAGAUUGAAUUGGGAGAGCUUGACACAGGAAGAGGGGCCAAUCAAAUAGGUUCUUUACAAAGGGCCGGAGACACGAGAUGGAGUUCCCACUACAAAUCUAUCAAAAGUUUGUUAAAGAUGUUUGUCGCAACUGUUACAGUGCUAAGAAGUGUAGCAGCUGAUCGUUCAGCUACAAGGAACUCAAGAGGUGAUGCCGGAGGUGCCUUGAAAAUCCUACUGACAUUUGAUUUUGUGUUCAUUCUACACUUAAUGGAAAGAAUCAUGAAAAUCACAGAUGUCUUGUGUCUCAAACUUCAACAUAAAUCUUUGGACAUUGCAAAUGCAUUAGAUUGUGUUUCUAACACAAAGGUGUUGCUUGGUGAACUAAGAGAAGAUGGAUGGGACAACCUUUUUGAAGAUGUGAAAUCCUUUUGUGUGAAACAUGAGAUUGACAUCCCGGACAUGGAUCAAAAGUACGUAUAUUUUCCUAUCUCUUUAUGAUUAUAUAAAUUACAAUGUAGAGAUUUAGCCACUUACAUACUUCUCAUCAAUGUGUAGAUCAUGCAACUAAUUCUUAUUUUUCAAUAUAUAUUAAUUUUAGGUAUGUUGAUGUGACGAAAUCUCGAAAUAAACAUGACAACACCACAGUUAUCCAUCAUUACAAAGUAGAUGUGUUUAAUGUUGCAAUAGAUCAACAAGUGAUAGAGUUGAAUGAUCGAUUUAGUUCUCAUGUUACUGAGCUUCUAGAUCUUUGUUCAUCAUUGGACCCGAGGCAUGAUGCCUUCAGCAAGUCAAAGAUAUGCAGACUAGUGGAGAAAUUCUAUCCUGCAGAUUUUUCUAGUCAAGAAAGAGAUCGGUUGGAGUGCGAGCUACCACAUUUCCAGCUUGAUACAUUCAACCAUCCAGAGAUCAAGAACUGCAAAUCACUUGCUGAUCUAACAAAAGGGAUAGUUAAGACUGGCAAGUCUUCUGACUAUCCAAUGGUUGAGAGGCUGUUACGAUUGGUGAUAACUCUUCCGGUUUCAACUGCAACAGCAGAGCGAGCCUUUUCUGCAAUGAAACUAGUCAAGACGCGGCUUCGAAGCAAAAUGGGAGAUGAUUUUCUUUGUCAUUGCACGCUAGUUUACAUUGAGAAGGAACUUGCAGCCAAGUUUAGCUCUGAAGAAAUAAUUGAUAUCUUCGAUACUGGUGCUCGUAAA
This is a messenger RNA of Triticum aestivum (bread wheat), 2582 nucleotides long. RefSeq names its product zinc finger MYM-type protein 1-like. The transcript has 2 exons. The record is from RefSeq and is a predicted model, not a curated record. The coding region runs from base 547 to 1884 and encodes 445 amino acids. NCBI's taxonomy places the organism in Eukaryota, Viridiplantae, Streptophyta, Magnoliopsida, Poales, Poaceae.